Molecule: messenger RNA, 1149 nt
Organism: Protobothrops mucrosquamatus (brown spotted pit viper)
Lineage: Eukaryota; Metazoa; Chordata; Lepidosauria; Squamata; Viperidae
Gene: OPRK1
Product: opioid receptor kappa 1
Exons: 3
Coding region: 1-1149 (382 amino acids)
Biological process (GO): G protein-coupled opioid receptor signaling pathway; neuropeptide signaling pathway; sensory perception of pain
Cellular component (GO): membrane; neuron projection
Molecular function (GO): dynorphin receptor activity; neuropeptide binding
Source: RefSeq, a predicted model, not a curated record
AUGGAAUCACCAGUGUACAUAUUUCGUGAAGAGCUGGGUCCCACCUGCCCCCCAGGCUUUUGCCCUUUUCCAAGCAGGACCAGCCACAGCUGGCUUGCAGGCUGGGAAGAAUAUGGCAACAGCAGUAAUGGUGGAUAUGAGGACUUGCAGCAGAAUCAGACCAAUAUCUCCCCAGCUAUUCCGAUCAUCAUCACAGCAGUAUACUCUAUGGUCUUUGUGGUGGGCCUGGUGGGCAACUCUCUGGUUAUGUUUGUCAUCAUAAGGUACACAAAGAUGAAGACCGCAACGAACAUUUAUAUCUUUAAUUUGGCUCUGGCAGAUGCUCUUGUCACCACAACUAUGCCUUUUCAAAGUACUGAGUAUUUAAUGAACACUUGGCCCUUUGGGGAUGUGCUGUGUAAAAUAGUCAUUUCAAUUGACUACUAUAACAUGUUUACAAGCAUAUUCACCCUGACCAUGAUGAGUGUAGAUCGCUACAUUGCUGUGUGUCACCCAGUGAAGGCCCUGGACUUUCGUACUCCUCUGAAGGCCAAGAUCAUCAAUAUAUGCAUCUGGGUUUUAUCUUCUUCCGUAGGCAUUUCAGCCAUAGUUCUUGGAGGUACCAAGGUCAGGGAAGAUACAGGCAGCACUGAGUGUUCUCUUCAGUUUCCAGAUGAUGACUAUAUCUGGUGGGACAUCUUUAUGAAAAUCUGUGUCUUUGUCUUUGCCUUUAUUAUCCCAGUCCUAAUUAUUAUAGUUUGUUACACUCUAAUGAUCCUGCGCUUGAAAAGUGUGCGGCUCCUGUCUGGAUCACGAGAAAAAGAUCGAAACCUCCGCCGUAUCACCAGAUUGGUUCUUGUUGUAGUUGCCGUUUUCAUUAUCUGUUGGACCCCCAUCCACAUUUUUGUGUUAGUUGAGGCUCUUGGAGAUGUCUCACACAGCACUGCAGCCAUUUCCAGCUACUAUUUCUGCAUUGCAUUGGGCUACACCAACAGCAGUCUAAAUCCCAUUCUAUAUGCUUUUUUGGAUGAAAACUUCAAGCGUUGUUUCAAAGAUUUCUGCUUUCCUUUUAAAAUGAAGGUGGACAGACAAAAUAUCAGCAGAGUUAGAAACACAAUUCAUAAUCCUGCUCAUGCUGGAAACGCUGAUGGUGCAAACAAGCCAGCAUGA